Molecule: messenger RNA, 2739 nt
Organism: Echinops telfairi (small Madagascar hedgehog)
Lineage: Eukaryota; Metazoa; Chordata; Mammalia; Afrosoricida; Tenrecidae
Gene: SLC35C1
Product: solute carrier family 35 member C1
Exons: 2
Coding region: 428-1525 (365 amino acids)
Biological process (GO): protein O-linked glycosylation via fucose; GDP-fucose import into Golgi lumen
Cellular component (GO): Golgi apparatus
Molecular function (GO): antiporter activity
Source: RefSeq, a predicted model, not a curated record
ACCCCCCAUGCACCCCGCACCCUUCCUUCCUGCGCCCUUCACACCCUCCCUCCAUUCAGCUCCCUGCACGCCCUCCCUCUUCCCGGCAAUCUCUCUGCACCCAGACCCACUGUCCUCUCCUUUUUUCCCAUCGCCUACCUCUAGCCCUUUCCCUGCCCCAUCGCCUUUUCUCGUGCCCCCUCUGUGCAGGGCCCUAGCCCCUUCUCCCCUCUUGCUCACCCUGCCCUGCCCCCACCACCUCCGCCUGGCCCCACUACUUCCCUGUACCGGGUUUCAUGAGCCCCGCCCAGGGUGGAAGCAGUUGUGUGGGACUGGACAGUUGGGCUCACGCCAAAGCUGAAGGGGGGUGUCGAUGCCACCCGCAUGUGACUGACGGUUGAGGCCUACCGAAAGCAGGGCAGUGGAGUGACCCGGCUCUUCUGCCACCAUGAAUAGGGCGCCCCUGAAGCGGUCCAGGAUCCUGCACAUGGCACUGAUGGGGACCACGGAGCCCGGAGCCGGAGAGGCGGGGACCAGCGAGGAGAAGCCCUUUCUGCUGCGUGCGCUGCAGAUCGCCCUGGUGGUCUCUCUGUACUGGGUCACCUCCAUCUCCAUGGUGUUCCUGAACAAGUACCUGUUGGACAGCCCCUCCCUGCGACUGGACACCCCUAUCUUCGUCACCUUCUACCAGUGCCUGGUCACCGCCCUGCUGUGCAAGGGCCUCAGCACCCUGGCCGCCUGCUGCCCGGGCUCUGUGGACUUCCCCUCCCUGCGCCUGGACCUGCGGGUGGCCCGCAGCAUCCUGCCCCUCUCGGUGGUGUUCAUCGGCAUGAUCACCUUCAAUAACCUCUGUCUCAAGCACGUCGGGGUGGCUUUCUACAACGUGGGCCGCUCCCUCACCACCGUGUUCAACGUGCUGCUCUCCUACCUCCUGCUCAAGCAGACCACCUCCUUCUAUGCCCUGCUCACCUGCGGUAUCAUCAUCGGUGGCUUCUGGCUUGGCGUGGACCAGGAGGGGGCAGAGGGGACCCUGUCCUGGACGGGCACCCUCUUUGGUGUGUUGGCCAGCCUGUGCGUCUCGCUCAACGCCAUCUAUACCAAGAAGGUGCUCCCGGUGGUGGAUGGCAGCAUCUGGCGCCUGACCUUCUACAACAACGCCAACGCCUGCGUGCUCUUCCUGCCCCUGCUGCUGCUGCUGGGCGAGCUGCAGGCCCUCUGCAGCUUCACCCACCUGGGCAGCGCCCACUUCUGGGGCAUGAUGACGCUGGGGGGCCUGUUCGGCUUCGCCAUCGGCUACGUGACAGGGCUGCAGAUCAAGUUCACCAGCCCCCUGACCCACAACGUGUCCGGCACGGCCAAGGCCUGCGCCCAGACGGUGCUGGCCGUGCUCUACUACGAAGAGAUCAAGAGCUUCCUCUGGUGGGCAAGCAACAUGAUGGUCCUGGGUGGCUCGUGGGCCUACACCUGGGUCAGGGGCUGGGAGAUGAAGAAGGUGCAGGAGGAGCCCAGCCCCAAGGAGGAUGAGAAGAGCCUCCUGGGGGUGUGAGCACCUCUCGGCCCCCUGGGACAGUCCACCUCCUGGAGAACGUGUGGUGGGGCGGGCACAGCGAUGGAGGCUGUCUCUGAGCCCCGAGAGAGAGCCAGCAGCAGGAAGGGGAUUAACUGCAGACCUGACCUGACGAGGGAUGGAGGUGGAAGAGGAACCCGGAUCUCAAGGGAUGGCAGCGGCAGGAAGUUGCCAAAGCCCUUACCCCCUCACCUGGCUGUGGGUUUGUGCCCUCCCCCAGAAAGGAGGGAAACCUCCCCCCCAUUCCGGAAGGGAGGAGGGGAGCUGCCGCUCUGCCUGCCCUUCUCCCAGGGCCCAUCUACCUACACACCACUCCUAGCGUUGGAGUGGCCUGCGGCGUUUCAGGGACAGUAUUGAGGAAGCCAUGACGUCCUCCCUGAUUCCCAGGAGCCGGGGACAUGGCCCCACCACACACCGCUGCUGGGGAAUCUCCACAGGCCCUGAGCAGGCAAUAGGGCCUUGAACUCCCCACUGGCCCUCCCUUCUGAGGGAGCGAUUGGGCAGGUGCUCUGUGACUGGCCUGGUGCACGCAGGGGCUACUGGGAAUGGCAUGGAUCCUGGGAAAGGGCCCUGUCUUCGACUGCGUACACCCCAUACCCCCGGCUUGUGUACAGCUGCCUGGCUGGGGUGACUUGCCUUCUGGUCCUGGCGCUGGGAGCACCCCUGCCCACUCCCUCAAAGCUCUGUCCUCCCCCAAAGCCUUCCUCACCAGGGGGAGCUGAUGGCACCCAAGGUCCCCCUCCUCAGCUGGGUCUGGCCCAGGGUACCCCCAGGUCCUGGGAUGGGGGAGGUGGGGAGCAGCCUGAGCGGGGCAACCUGUUCGGCUGUGCCAUCAGCUACGUGACGGCUGCAGAUCAAGUUCAGUAGCUCUGCUAGCUGAGCAUUCUCAUUCUUCCAAGAGGCUCGGGUCUAGAACCUGCUUGUCAGCCCACCCAGACCAGGUCUUAGGGCAGCGCCCCCCUGCCCCUCCUGGGAUGCUCAGGCCCUGCCAGUGUGUACCCCUGUCUCCUGGGGGUGAUUUCUGAUGUUUUUAGUCUCUGUAGGGGAGAGCGGGCCUUCUCCCCUUGCCCCCAACCCCACCCCACCCCCAGGUCUCCUCACAAUCCCACAUGAUUUCUAAUGAAGAUGGUGGGGCGCGCACCCAGAACUACUUGUGAUUUAAUGAAUCAUAAGAUUAAAGAGCCAGCGUACAC